GUUGAUGUUGCUGUGAACGGAGAGCACAAUGGUCAUCGGAAGCCACCUCAAGACCGGCCAUUUGGCUGAGGAGAUAUUAACCCUCAGCCUGAAGAUUAUCUGCUUACUGACUGGGCAGGAUUAUAUGAUUGUGAGGAAGCCCAGUGACUGCGUCCCACCCAGCGACGGCCCCCGUGUGUCAGACGGACCCCCCGGGACCCGGAGCCCCAGCCCGGUGCCUCCGCCUCACUCGCUGACCCACGAGAGGAACCGCGAGCAGAAGAUCCUGGAACUGACCAACAAGAUGAUGUCCCUGCUGACUGGAGAGGUGAGCGCUGCUGGGAACGGGACGUUAUACAGUAACACCGAGGCGUGUGUCUGGAUGGUGACGGCUCAUUGUGUGUCUCAGGUUCCUGUGAGGUGUGAUGAUGUCACCGUCCAUUUCUCCAUGGAGGAGUGGGAGUAUUUAGAAGGACACAAGGAGCUUUACAGGGACGUGAUGAUGGAGACCCACCAGCCCCGCGGCUCUCCGGAUGCAUCCGAGGUCAGAGAUCGAGCACCUAAUUCUCCGCUGGACUGUAAGACGUCUCAUUUUAUUAAGGAGGAAUCCGCCUCAUGUGAAGAGACAGACAUUUGCGACCCGGCGGAGUCUCCACAGACAGAGCUCACAUCGACUCGUAAUGAGGACGGAUCCCCCUCAGAUGAAGACGGAAAUGUCUCAGCCCCCGAUACACACACAGAGCACGACGGGGGGGAUAAUACGUCUGUCCACGUAAAGGAGGAAUCCGCUUCCAAUGAAGAUUAUUGGAUCCCAACCGAACACAAGGGAUCUACUUCUACUGAUAAAACCCAAACCAGUAACACACAUUUUCAGUGUGAAACACCCCCCGAUGAGGUUACAUAUAGCUGCCCCGAGUGUCAGGAACGGUUUACCAGUGACUCUGAUCUUCUUCUACAUCAGACCAUCCAUAAUAGAUCGGCGGUCUCCUCUCAGGACGGCGAGAAAAGUUCUCACUCUAAUUCGGAGCAUAUUAGCCAUCAGCGAGGGGAGAAGCCUUAUUCCUGUUCAGAGUGCGGGAAAAGUUUUAAGUGGAAUGCAGAUCUUCUUCGACACCUCAGAGUUCACACCGGCGAGAAGCCUUUUCUGUGUUCCGAGUGCGGGAAAUGUUUUAAGUGGAAUGCAGACCUUCUCCGACACCGUAAAAUUCAUACCGGGGAGGAGGUUUUUCCGUGUUCUGUGUGCGGGAAAUGCUUCACAAGAAAGUUACAUCUUUUAGUUCACCAGCGGACUCACACGGGUGAAAAACCAUUUGUGUGUUCCGAGUGCGGUAAAUGUUGUAACAGUAAAAAGGAACUUAUUAAACAUCUCCAAAUUCACACCGAGGAGAAGCCUUAUUCCUGUCUAGAGUGCGGGAAAUGUUUCAAGAGGAAAGCAGGCCUUCGCCGACACCUCAGAAUUCACACCGGGGAGAAGCCUUUUCCGUGUUCUAAGUGUGGGAAAUGCUUCAAACAAAAGUCUCAUUAUGUCGUCCACCAGCGGAGUCACAUGGGCGAAAAACCAUUUCCGUGUUCCGAGUGCGGGAAAUGUUUAACCAGUAAGUGGCACCUCGUUCAACAUCUCAGACUUCACACCGGGGAGAAACCUUUUCCAUGUCCUGAGUGCGGGAAACGCUUCACGCAAAAGUUACAUCUUUUAGACCACCAGCGGACUCACACGGGUGAUAAAACAUUUGCGUGUUCCGAGUGCGGGAAAUGUUGUAGCAAUAAAGGGGCUCUUGAUAGACAUCUUCGAAUUCACACCGGAGAGAAGCCUUAUUCCUGCUCAGAGUGCGGAAAAUGUUUCACGAGGUCAUCAGAUUUUACCCUCCACCAGCGGACUCACACAGGAGAGAAACCGUUUCCGUGUUCGGAGUGCGGGAAAUGUUUUAUUAGUAAAUGCCGACUUCAUGAACAUCUCAGAGUUCACACCGGGGAGAAGCCUUAUACGUGUUCAGAGUGCAGCAAAUGUUUCAAGCAUAGGUCAAGUUUAGUGGCCCACCAGCAGAUGCACGCGGAUGAAAAAACAUUUCCGUGAGUUUGGAAAUGUGUGGGGAACGCAUGGCGGUAGCAAGAGACUCGCUGACCUUGUCAGAAUUCACACCUGGGAGAAGCCUUAUUCCUGUUCCAAAUGUGAGAAACGGUUCCCACGCUUCAAAUACGUUAUUAUCUCGAAUACGGGCUGCCGUUUACCUUCUAAUUCAACUCUCUAAGUUAGGCGUGAGGCCUAUAAACAGAUGUUAGAUAUUCUCCAAGUCUCCUUACCUGUGUCCCUUUCUGCUUUCCAGUGGCUCCCUGGGCCUCCAGAAGCGCUCCAGUUGGUCAGAAUAAUGCAAAUUCACAGAGAAAGAGAGAU
Molecule: messenger RNA, 2371 nt
Organism: Spea bombifrons (plains spadefoot toad)
Lineage: Eukaryota; Metazoa; Chordata; Amphibia; Anura; Pelobatidae
Product: oocyte zinc finger protein XlCOF22-like
Exons: 3
Coding region: 29-2053 (674 amino acids)
Biological process (GO): regulation of DNA-templated transcription
Source: RefSeq, a predicted model, not a curated record